AUGUUGAUAUCAGACGGAAUAAAUCAUGGAAAACUACAAUCAAUAAUAGUUGGUGAGUUAAAAAAAGCUGGUUUAAAGCAUCGUUUGAAGAAGAUUAUAUUGAAAAAUGUAAAAAAUCAUAAAACUCUAUUUGGAGCUCCAUUGAUGAAAGUGCCCUCAUGCAGUGUAAUUUGCUGUGGUAGUACGUUGAGUAUUCCGAUUGUUGUCAGUGAGAUGUCUUCUGUGCUUCGGGCUAAUGCUCAUGUUGAAGGAUUAUUUCGUAAAGCCGGAUCUCAAACUCGCCAAAAAGAUAUUAAGGGUCUUCUAGAUGCUGGUGGCUGUGUCUCUGAAGGUCAUCAUCCUAUUGAUGUAGCAAGUGUACUGAAGCUGUAUCUACGCUGUUUGCCAGAACCUCUUAUCAGUGCAGAAAUUCAAGAUUUGUUGUUACGAUGCAGGGUUACUGCAGGAGGUGACGGAAUGAAAUCAAUUUUACACACCUUACUAUUAUUGCCUGUGCUUCAUGUACACUUGUUGCAUUAUAUCAUGGAGUUACUGAACUUCAUUUCAUCGAGACACAAAGAUAACUUAAUGGACUCCUCCAACUUAGCAAUUGUGUUGGCUCCCAGCAUUAUGCCGCUUCCUGCAGCAGCUACUGCUCAGAGACUUGAACAUCAUGUAGCUCUUGUAAAGCUAUUCAUAGAGAAUUCAAAACAUAUUGGGUUACUGACCGAUGAGCUUAUGUCGCAAUUGGAUGAUGAUUCUGAUAUUCAUCAAGUCAGACGGAAAAAAGAAGAAGUGGAUCACUUAACCGUAUGCUAA
Molecule: messenger RNA, 798 nt
Organism: Pieris macdunnoughi
Lineage: Eukaryota; Metazoa; Arthropoda; Insecta; Lepidoptera; Pieridae
Source: the annotation of a GenBank genome assembly